UAUUUUAAGGAUAUGUGAGGGCGAGGAAGUACUUCAAUAAAUUCAUUAGUACUAAAUAGGAAUAAAAUGCUCCAUGUUCUAUUAUGUUUACCCUUUAACUUUGUAGAAAACCAGGUGGGUUAGUGUUAUGAUGAUUUGUCAUUCAUGAUCAGGUUGCAGAAUGUAAUUGUUUACAAAAAAUGUAUCAUGGAUUUUCUAUUACUGUAGUAUGAAAGCAAUGCCCGCUUUGUGAGAUGGUCUGAUGGCAGCCUACAGCUUUUAAUUGGGAAUGAAGUUCUUGACAUAUCAGUGCAAGAUGCACAGCAUGAUCAAGCACAUCUUUUCCUUAGACACGGAAAGGGAAUCCUUCAAUCACAAGGAAGGUUAUUGAGGAAAAUGAGGUUUAUGCCAUCUUCCUUGUCUUCAAAUUCUCAUCGGCUGUUGACUGCCCUUGUUGACUCAAGGCAUAAGAAGGUUUACAAGGUUAAAAACUGCAUUACUGACAUUGAUCCUGAGAGGGAAAAAGAGGAAAAAGAGAAGGCUGAAAGUCAAAAUAUUAGGGCUAAUGUGCUUCUUAACCGAAAGCGUGAGAAGGUGAGCCGGAAGUAUACUCCAGCUGUGGAUAGGAGGCGGCAACUUUCUCCUGGGUUUUUAGAGGAUGCAUUGGAUGAGGAGGACGAAGCAGAGUACUAUGAUUCAAGUCGCUCUCAGCGCCGCUUUGAGGAUGAUUUGGAAGUGGAAGCCCGAGCAGAGAAACGAAUUAUGAAUGCUAAAAAGUCACAGGGACCUAGAGACAUCCCUCGCAAGUCUUUUUUCCCACCUGCUAAGUCCUCUCGAAAUCCAGUCGGUUACCAGGAUGAUGAGAGAGAGGAGUCUGAGUAUGAAACCGAGGAAGAGGAAAAUGAGAGGCCACCUCCACGCAAGAGGGAUGAGGAUACUGAACCAGAGUAUGAGGACGAUGAAGAAGAGGAAGAUCACUAUGAAGAGGCAGAACAAGUUAAUGAUGCGUCAGAUGAGGAGGAACCAAAGCAAAAGAGUAAGGAGUUUAGAGGCAGUGCCAAGAGGAAGGGAUUUGAAUCAGAUGAAGAGUCUCCUCCAAAGAAAACAACCACCCAUCGACGGAUGGCAGUUGUGUAUGAUAGUGAUGAGGAAUAAUGAACUUCCUUAUGCCAGAUUUUCACGUGCCCUUCCAGCGAAGGGUGUGCGUAAGACUGCAGCUUAGAGAGGCUGAGAUGACUCAAUAUUUUUCCUUAAAUAGCUGUAAAUUUAAUAUUUCAUCCUUGUAUACAUAAACAGAGCCUGAUAUAUUG
Vigna umbellata (rice bean) is the source of this 1289-nucleotide messenger RNA. NCBI's taxonomy places the organism in Eukaryota, Viridiplantae, Streptophyta, Magnoliopsida, Fabales, Fabaceae. The record is from RefSeq and is a predicted model, not a curated record.